AUGGCCGGCUGGGCCGUCUCUGAGGUCUCGCCUACAGCCUUUGCCUGCAAGUGGGGCAAUGGCCGCGCUCGACCGGAGGAGGUUGCCUGGGCGGUGUCCCAGGGCACCCUGCCAGGAGUGCCAGCCUCGAUCCGCGCCAAGAUCACAAAUAUGACCCUGGUGUCGGCCACCGACUUCACUGCGUACCCCGAGGGGUCGCCGCGGCACCCCUCAUACCCAGCAAUGCACUCCGCCGCCUCCUCCGCCGCCCUCUGGGUCGCCGUCAUGAUGGACCUGUCGCGGGCGCAGCUGGCUGACGCCCGUCGCCUGGACUGGGCUGUCUCCCGCUUCCGGACGCUAGCAGGCGUGCACUACGACUCGGACAACCGGGUCGGUCUGUCCAUUGGCCAGGAGGUGAUUGCGCGUCGCCUGCCCGACUUCCUCGCUCAGUUUGGGGCCGACCGUGACGCGGUGCGUCGCAAGAUUGAGCAGGUGCGCACCGACUGGUCGACGUACACUGGUUUCGAGUGA
Molecule: messenger RNA, 510 nt
Organism: Emiliania huxleyi CCMP1516
Lineage: Eukaryota; Haptophyta; Isochrysidales; Noelaerhabdaceae
Exons: 1
Coding region: 1-510 (169 amino acids)
Source: RefSeq, a predicted model, not a curated record